CUCAGGCGGAACCUGGACUGUCCACGCAGCCUGGGAGUCACGCAGGCCGGCCUCCAUCAUGCAACAAGCCGUCCUGAGUCUGCUCAUCUUUCUGGCAGGUCUGCCUGCCCUGGGCGCCAACGACCCCGAAGAUAAAAACAGUCCUUUUUACUAUGACUGGCACAGCCUCCGGGUCGGCGGGCUCAUCUGCGCAGGCAUCCUGUGCGCCAUGGGCAUUAUCGUCCUCAUGAGUGGGAAAUGCAAAUGCAAGUUCAGCCAGAAGUCCAGCCACCGGCCUGGGGACUCCCCACCUCUCGUCACUCCAGGCUCUGCCCAUACCUGCUGAGGAUGGAUCAACGGAGGGCCUCUCUCUUUCCCCAAGUCCUGGUUCUGCACAGGAACCAAAUUCCAGGAUGGACUUCUCCCUCCUCCCCUCAGACCACCUUGCCCGACUUCAUCUCACUUCUCACUGGAGAGGUCUCUUUGUUCAAUUUUUUUAUCUAAAAUGAUCUUGCCUCCUGCCCAAGCAGUCCUGAGACUCCCUAUGUGUGCUUUGGGGUAGGAUUUGUGGGGCCAGGAGGAAGCGGACAUGCACUGGAAGCUGCCACAAAAACCGGCAGCUGAAUCUCUGCUGGGAAAAGCCCAAAGGCCGGUGCCCUCAUGAUCUGGUGAGCGGCAUGGGGUCUGUCCUCUGCCUCGACGGCCAUGGGGGCCACAUUGCAAUUUAAAUUUUUCUAGUAUUCAAAUGGGGGACAUUUUUGAGGCAGUGAAAGGGAGCUGUAACCAGAUGAAAUGCUGUAACACUCAGGUGGACACCGGGAUCAUCCCACCAUGGCAUGAAAACCCAGAGAGCUUAUGGUUGUAGUAAUAAGACCCCUAUGAUCCUUCCGCGCACCGCUCAGACCCCACUUCGUUACAGAAGACCCUUCCUUAUUCCCAAAUGUCCAUGUGAGCCCUUUAAAGAAUUGCCCAUGAGCCCAGCAGGCGUGGCUCAGUGGUUGAGCGUCUACCCGUGCACCAAGAGGUCGC
This is a messenger RNA of Molossus molossus (Pallas's mastiff bat), 1008 nucleotides long. It is a transcript of the gene FXYD3, whose product is annotated as FXYD domain containing ion transport regulator 3. Bases 59 to 325 code for a protein of 88 amino acids. Gene Ontology annotation, cellular component: membrane. Gene Ontology annotation, biological process: regulation of sodium ion transmembrane transporter activity. Gene Ontology annotation, molecular function: sodium channel regulator activity. The transcript has 8 exons. Lineage: Eukaryota; Metazoa; Chordata; Mammalia; Chiroptera; Molossidae. The record is from RefSeq and is a predicted model, not a curated record.